This is a messenger RNA of Mizuhopecten yessoensis (Yesso scallop), 531 nucleotides long. Its product is annotated as interleukin 17-like protein. The transcript has a single exon. The coding region runs from base 1 to 531 and encodes 176 amino acids. The record is from RefSeq and is a predicted model, not a curated record. Gene Ontology annotation, molecular function: cytokine activity. Gene Ontology annotation, cellular component: extracellular region. Lineage: Eukaryota; Metazoa; Mollusca; Bivalvia; Pectinida; Pectinidae.
AUGGUCGUGUCCGUAUGCGUUCAUACAACCUUCACAUGUGGGACACCUGCUAGAGUCAACCUGGCCAUCCAACUACGCUCUGCUAGGAACUCUAUCUCCCCUGAAUCUCUAUUGCUGACCGCGCGAGAGAGUGACCGACACAGGAGUAAUGUCCCCACCACGAUAUUGGAGGGCGAGACCAAUGUGUGUCCAGAAAACCUGAACGAACUGGACAACACUAUGUAUACGCCCCCCCGACACCGGUCAACUUGUCCAUACUACAUGGUCAGCGAACACAACCCCAACCGGUUUCCGUCCAUACUGACCAGCGUCCGGUGUCGGUGCCAGCAGUGCCUGGAGGCAGGAGGUCGUAGCUUGGAGAACGUAUGCGAACCUGUCUGCGUCACAGAGGUGGUAUUGAUGCAAGAAGAAUGCGAUAACGGCGUUUUCCAAUAUAACCCGACCGAGAAACAAAUACAGGUUGCAUGUACAUGUGCCAGAAGAAGGGAAGAAGAAAGCUCAUCAGACAACGAAGGAACAACUCCAAUAUAG